UUAUAGUAAAGCUUUGGUGAUUGUUUAUUGGGAACUAGAAUCUGUGACACUGAUUUCAAAAAAAAAAAAAAGAAUCUGUGACACAGCUUCUAAACGAGUUAUGUGCUUAAAGAUUUGACAAGGGGGGGAGGUAGAUAAAGUGAUUUGGAUAAUUGGGUUUCCUUUUGAUAGUUAAGGAUUCCAAAUGAAAAGCUAAUACAAAGCUUUAGUGGGUGUCUUUCUUCUUGUGGUGUGUGGCCUAAGAUACACAGACACUUCAUUUUGGGCGUUGUACCUGAGUUGUAACGGUGUCAUAUCUGCUAUAUCAUGUUAUAAUUUUUCAAAAAUUGCUUAUGUCACCAUAUUGUACCCAUUUUUGUACUUGUGUUCAUGUUUGUGUUUGUGCAUCCUAGUGUGUAUCAUUAGGCCGGAGGAGGAUUUGAAUCCUGGUCAUCUCCAACAGAAACAUCAGAAAGUGUCAGUUGAGCUACAAGGCUCUUGGUGUUAGGAAAGACAUUGACUACAGAAAAUUUUAGGAAAAUGUGUAUAAUCAUUAUGGACUGGUGUUUUAUGUGCAUUAGACAUGGCUGGAUUGUGCCUCAUAUGCUUCUCUAUCGUGUGGUGGCUCACAAAUUGUGGUCCUGAUCUUUUGCAUGUUUUGGUAUUAUUUGGGUUAUUGCUUAUUUUGUGAUGGAGCUUUUGGCUUGUUGGAUGGGCCCUUUCGGCAAAUGCAUUAAUGGGAGAAUUUGCAAAACAGUUCCCUCACUCAUAAUGUGGUGUCAUUGGAGGGAGAGAAAUGCGCCCUUACUUUGAAGGAUAAGAAUAAGAAUUGGUUAAGUUGAACUUCUUAUUGCUGAAGACUUGUUAUGAAUGGACUUCAGCUUCCAGUAACUUCUCUAAUGUGGAUUGUUUCGGUAUACAUAUCCUUUGUGCAAGUGUAUUUUGGAUAUGCAAAGUUUGAGUUACUGCCACAACAGGAAUUUGAUAUGUUUGCACCCCCAUGGACUUGGUUCAAGCAAUUAGUGUUUGGUUGAUUCUUGCAUUAUGUCAUGUUCUCCAGUCCAUAUUGGAUAUGUAUGUGAUCUUAGGAUUCGAGGUUAGAAGUGUAUAUGGUGCAAAACUCACUGUUUGUACCUCAAGCAUAUUUUUGACAAAAAGAGAUAUCUAGAAGCCAUUUAUAGUGCAUUUGGUUUAGCUAUUUUUAGGUGCUUAUGCAGUUUGUUUUCUUAUGCAUAGCUUUUUAAGCCUCACUUUUUUUCUAGAUAUGAGUUUGCUCUUGCCCACUUUCAACAAAUAAGCAAAUAAGAGAAAAACGUAAAGAGCUAAUCCAAAUACACAUUUAGUAAUGUUUUUAUAAGUACAGAAACAAAAGUAGUUCCUCUGUAAAAUUUCAUGUUUUGAUGCAGCUUUGCUGCUCUCUUUUUUUCCUGAUCAUUUGAUAGUUGGGGGAGGGGGCAUUUGAACCCCUAAAUGUCUUUGUUGGAAAUACCAGGAAGUGCCAUUUGAGCUACAAGGCUAUUGACUCUUUGCAACUAUUACUUGCUUCUGUGAAUGAAGGUGUUGUUUAUGGUCUGUACAAAUGUGAACUGGAUGGUGGUUAUGCAGGUCCACAUAGGUGUAAUUCUAUCUGGUUUUAAAAAUUGCUGUAGUUAGAAGGUCAAGAUGGUUGCAACAGAAGAGAAUAGUGCACUAUUCCCGAUCUUCGUCUUGACUGUAAUGGCUCUACCUUUGGUGCCCUACACAGUAUUCAAGUUAUUUCAUGCAUUCUCUAAAGAGAAAAAGAACAUUCACUGCCAGUGCUCUGUAUGCUUAAGUUCUGGAAAGUACCGCCAAUCCAUAUUUAAAAGGAUCUCAAACUUUUCAACAGGUAGUAACCUGACCCUUGUGCUUCUUUGGAUUGUCAUGAUGGUCUUGGUAUACUACAUUAAGCAUAUAAACCAUGAGAUACAAGUGUUUGAGCCAUUCAGCAUUCUUGGAUUGGAACCUAGAGCUUCGGAUUCAGAUAUAAAGAAGGCGUAUAGGAGACUUUCUAUUCAAUACCAUCCCGAUAAAAAUCCAGAUCCAGAGGCUCACAAUUAUUUUGUGGAAUACAUAUCAAAAGCUUACCAGGCUCUGACAGAUCCAGUAUCUCGUGAGAAUUUUGAAAAAUAUGGACAUCCAGAUGGCAGGAAGGGGAUUGAAAUGAGUGUAGCUCUCCCUCUGUUUCUGUUAAAUAUUGAUGGGGCAUCGGGUGGAAUACUUUUACUCGGGAUUGUUGGAGUCUGUAUCCUUUUGCCCUUGGUGAUGGCUGUCAUAUAUCUAUCAAGGUCAUCCAAAUAUACUGGAAACUAUGUCAGGCAUCAAACUAUGUCUGCCUACUACUACUUCAUGAAGCCUUCUUUAGCCCCAAGCAAGGUCAUGGAGGUCUUCACAACGGCUGCUGAAUAUAUGGACAUUCCAGUUCGUCGGAGUGAUGAUGAACCCCUUCAGAGACUAUUCUUGUUAGUGAGGAGUGAGUUAAACCUGGACCAUAAGAACAUUCGUCAAGAACAAGCCAAGUUUUGGAAGCAGCAUCCGGCUCUUGUAAAGACAGUAUUGUUGGUCCAAGCCCAAUUGAAUCGAGAGUCUGCUGCUCUAUCUCCAGCAUUGCUGGGUGAUUUCAGGCGUGUGCUUGAAUGCUCACCUCGUCUUCUUGAAGAAUUAAUGAAGAUGGCAAUUCUACCCCGCACUUCUCAAGGCUAUGGAUGGUUGAGGCCUGCGAUUGGAGUGGUUGAGCUUUCUCAAAAUUUCACCCAGGCAGUUCCACUCAGUGCAAGGAAAACAGCUGGAGGAUUUAGCGAAGGAAUUGCACCCUUUCUGCAGCUGCCACACUUUAGUGAGGCCAUUGUCAAAAAGAUCACACGUAAGAAAGUGCGUUCUUUUCAAGAGUUUCAAGACUUGACUCUACAGGAGCGUGCUGAGCUGCUGACUCAGGUUGCUGGAUUUUCUGCUGCUGAUUCUCAAGAUGUUGAGAUGGUUCUUGAAAUGAUGCCUUCAAUAACGAUUGGUAUCAAAUGUGAGACAGAGGGUGAAGAGGGAAUACAGGAGGGUGACAUAGUCACGAUGCAUGCUUGGAUCACACUGAGGCGGGGGAAUGGCCUGGUCGGUGCCCUUCCACAUGCUCCUUACUUCCCCUUCCACAAGGAAGAGAAUUUCUGGUUGCUGCUUGCAGAUUCUGUCUCCAAUGAUGUUUGGCUGUCCCAGAGGGUAAGCUUCAUGGAUGAGGGUGCUGCGAUAACAGCUGCAACAAAAGCAAUUCAAGUGUCAAAGGAGGGCUUAGGGUCUAGCUUGAAGGAGAUAAAUGCAGCUGUUAAAGAAGCUGUGGAGAAAGUGAGGAAUGGAUCAAGGUUAGUAAUGGGCAAGUUUCAGGCCCCAGCUGAGGGAAAUUAUAACCUAACUUCUUACUGCUUGUGUGACUCGUGGAUUGGUUGUGACAAGAAGACAACCUUGAAGGUGAAAGUUUUGAAACAGAGCCGAGCAGGUACAAGGGCAGGUGACUUGGCAGGAGAGGGUCUAACAGUGGAGGAUAAGAUUGAGGACAAAGAGGAUGAAGAAGAAGAAGGCUUUGAUGAUUAUGAGAGUGAGUACAGUGAAGAUGAUGAGGAUGAUAAGGGCACAAAUACAAAUGGGGUUGGGGGCAAUGUCAGUGUCCAUGAAGAACACAGUGGUUCAAGCUCUGAUGGGGAAGAGUGAAAAGUUUCCUUUAUUUUAAUUAAUUUAUUUAUUUUCCCUUUUCAUUCGAAUACAUGGAGCAGGUGAGGUCUAUACAACUGUUCCUUUGUAAUUUCCCGUGCUUGGCUUCCCAAAAUAACAAGAAAACCCUUUACAGUUUCACUUCAAGUAAAUCAAUUUUGCAGGGAUAGUGUAUUUUGAAGGGUUCAACUAGAAAUAGGGUUCAAAGUUGAAUGAUUCUUGAUCCAUUAACAUGUUGGAAUUCAUUUUUAAUGUACCUCGUUCUAGUUUGGAUGUAGUUUGGCCAGGACUGAAGUAAUAGGGUCUCUCUCUCUCACACACACACACACACACAUCAAAACUGAAGCUCUUACAUGUACAACAAUCAAGUUUUAGUCCCGAAACUGCUCGUGUAAUAGAGUAAAAUCCUCCUCUCUUUCCCCUGCUGCUGGUGCAGAGAUCAGUGUUGUUUUAUCUAUGGGCAAACAGGAGCUUUCAUUCUGUCAAAUAGAGCUUGGGUUCAUUCUUCA
Quercus lobata is the source of this 4199-nucleotide messenger RNA. RefSeq names its product dnaJ protein ERDJ2-like. The transcript is spliced from 11 exons. Gene Ontology annotation, molecular function: RNA binding; transmembrane protein transporter activity. Bases 1642 to 3690 code for a protein of 682 amino acids. Gene Ontology annotation, cellular component: Sec62/Sec63 complex. Gene Ontology annotation, biological process: post-translational protein targeting to endoplasmic reticulum membrane; SRP-dependent cotranslational protein targeting to membrane. The record is from RefSeq and is a predicted model, not a curated record. NCBI's taxonomy places the organism in Eukaryota, Viridiplantae, Streptophyta, Magnoliopsida, Fagales, Fagaceae.